Molecule: messenger RNA, 1066 nt
Organism: Manis javanica (Malayan pangolin)
Lineage: Eukaryota; Metazoa; Chordata; Mammalia; Pholidota; Manidae
Source: RefSeq, a predicted model, not a curated record
AUGCGAGGGCGCGACCUCCGGACGCUGGGCGACCGCGGCCACAGGCCGUCGGCGGGUCUGGGGGAAACACAGAAGGGGGCGGGGAAGGCACGCACCACGGGCAGCGGCGGCCGGUCGCCACCCUCCGAAGUUCGCCGCCGCACCUCCGCGCGGGCCGGCCGGACACCGCCCCUCGGGGGAGGAGAGAGGGGCUGCCCCACCCCGCCGGCCCGCCCGGCCCCGCGCCCCGCCACCUGCCGGCCCGCGGGGCGCCCACCUCCGCCCACUCCCGGGGCGCGGCGCGGAGCUCCCAGCCGGCUCCCGGCUGAGGCGGGAAGCGCCCGGCCCAGUGCCCGGCCGCCGCUGGCGCCCGGCAGCCCCUUACCCGGGAGGAGCGGGGGAACGCGGCGUGGGGCUGGGAGAGGCGCCCAGGGCUUCAAAUCAGUGCUGCUUCGGGCUGAGAACAGCUGGACUGCAAACCACAUAACCUGGAGCUCCCUGAAGAGCCACUCACCUCUUUGUCUUUGCGGCCGGCCGAUGCUCUGUGUGAAUAGUUGUCAAAUAGCACACAGGCAGGAUGGAUGUCAUCAGGCUGCCCUGGAGGACUUAUAUUCCAGCAGAGGAGGUACAGGAGAGACAGACCCCAAACAAGCAGUGAGCUGUGUACUGCGUGCCAGACGGCGGGGAAGAAGCGCGGGAGUGAAUCUAGGAGCUUCCAAAUGUGGCUGCGAUCUGCCAGACCCAGGUGCAAAGGGAAGAGGACGCCUGCGGAGGCGAGCGCCAGGCACAAGCAGAGGCGUGCGUGAGGCGGCGGCGCGCGGGUGCGAGCACGCAGGGGGCCGUUCCGCAUCUGGGAGCUGCGUCUGGGAGCUGCCAGCACCGCUCUCCCCUCUCCUGCCUUCAUCCCCCGCAGAGGCCUCGGCGACAUCCUAGCCUAUUAGCCCCGGGAUUCUCUGGCUCGACAAGGAGAGGCCGACUAAAAGCCUACCAGGGCAGUUACAGGUCUGAGAUUCCAUGAUGUUCACUAAAUCUUUUAUUAAAUUUCAUGAAUGACAAAAUGCUUUAUUAAACAUUUUUGUCAUUAUGA